AUGUCCCUCGUACUUGCCGGCAUAAAGGAUGCUGUUAUUACUUCACCCUCGGGCGAGCAUCGAUCCGAUUUUACCCUGGGUAUCUCGAUGCCGGUGCUGAUGACGAAAAGGGGCAGCAUCGGCUUCAACGUGGGAUAUCAGCUCAAUUUCGCUCUACCUUGGAAUGUGUCGCAGUUCGAACCGACGAUAAUUUCUGCGAGACACGUUAGGGAUCUCGAUUUGCAGGAAACUUACGUCGCCAUUGAGAAUCUGCUGGACGAACACGGCUGGCGGGAUGGCAGGCAGUGCCUUUUGAGGACCAUUUGCGAGCUCGCGGAGACGCCCCUUCGCAGGAUCCAGGACCAGGACGUCCUCGAGGAAAUGAUUCACUUAAUUUUAACGCCAACGGAGGACUCGCCGUUAGCGAUUAAUUCCAGUCACCGAAGCGUCAACAAAUUGUAUCAGGAAGCCGAACGAUUGGGUAGCUCUGGCGGCGAUUGCAUCCUAACGUAUCCGGAUUGCGUCAAGUCACCGUUGGAAUCGUUUACCGAGAUUGUAUUUCCUUGA
Messenger RNA from Nylanderia fulva, 546 nucleotides. The record is from RefSeq and is a predicted model, not a curated record. NCBI's taxonomy places the organism in Eukaryota, Metazoa, Arthropoda, Insecta, Hymenoptera, Formicidae.